AUGCUGCAGAACCCCGUCACCUCCACGCCCUUCUCGGUGGACGACAUCCUGCGGCUGGAGCGAGAGCAGAUCGGGCUCGCGGCCUGGCAGCUCCGGGGGGAGCGCUCUCAGUAUCUGCGUCCGGUCCCGGACCCGCGCGGGGCGGAGGUUCCCAACCCCGGUAGCCGCGGCGACGGAGAGGGAUGGCAGGACGGGCCGGAGCCUCCUGGGGACCCCAGUGAGCGGGUCACAGCCAUGGACGCGGAACGGGUGGAUAGGCACUUGGAGACUUAUCUGUUGGACUGUGAAAACACUUCAGGCACCUCGCCAAGCCUUCCCCAAGCCCCCAAGCAGCCGCAGAAGCGCUCCCGGGCCGCCUUCUCCCACUCUCAGGUCAUCGAGUUAGAGAGGAAGUUCAGCCACCAGAAGUACCUGUCGGCCCCCGAAAGGGCUCACCUGGCCAAGAACCUGAAGCUCACCGAGACCCAAGUGAAAAUAUGGUUCCAGAACAGACGCUAUAAGACCAAGCGAAAGCAGCUCACGUCGGACCUGGGCGGCCUGGAGAAGCACGCCUCCUUGCCAGCCCUGAAAGACGAGGGCUUCUCCCGGGCCCCCCUCAUCUCCAUGUACAGCAGCUACCCUCACUACCCCUACCUGUACUGCCUGGGAGGCUGGAGCCCAGCUUUCUGGUAACGCCAGCUCAGACGACGAACGUUCAUGAUCAGAAACUGCCUUCCCCAGGUUGUCUUUCCUCAAAGCCAAAGGGGCCGGGCCAGAGGACUGGAGAGCAAGAGGCAUGCAGACCAAGACUGUUGGAGGUUUGCAUGGAAAUUCCAGAUUCUUCGCUGGUGGGCCAAUGAGAGGUCUGGCCCAGUGCAUCAUUUAAUAUCCAAAUAGUUCCCCCAACACAUGACGUAGGUCCUUUUUGCCUUUAGAGACCUGUUUGAAGUGGGGAAGGGUAGAGUCAAGUGCGGUUUGCAGCCCUGUGUGGGCUGUUGUGUGCGCUGUCCAAGUUGCUGCCGAGGAUUGCGUUCCUGGAGCUCCCUUCUCCCAUGUACCCGGGCAGAGACUCUGAGAGAGCAAACCUGAGGGAGAAAGGACAGCCAAGAUGAGGAUGUCACUACCAAAUUAGACUGAAGUUCAAAAGCCUCAUUGGCCUUGGAAUAUGACCAAGCUUUCUCUUUGUCCCUGUAAGAGAGGGACACAGAGGGUCUCGCCGAGAAACCUGUCGUGCUCAGGUUUAGUCCUUUUUAAAGAGUUCACCAACCUAAGUCUUUGCAAGGUGGCCCAAGUAGACCAAGAGUUAUUCGCUGUGGGUUUAAGACAAGCUGUUUAACCAGAACACUACGGUAAGCAGCGGGCCAGGACAGAAGGAUCCCCGUGUGUCCAAGGAGAAGUCCCCACGCUGCUGCGGGAGGCAUUGCAAUUUUGUUAGCAAAAGUUAAAAAACAAACA
Molecule: messenger RNA, 1434 nt
Organism: Myotis brandtii (Brandt's bat)
Lineage: Eukaryota; Metazoa; Chordata; Mammalia; Chiroptera; Vespertilionidae
Product: homeobox protein Nkx-3.1
Exons: 2
Coding region: 1-672 (223 amino acids)
Biological process (GO): cell differentiation; regulation of transcription by RNA polymerase II
Cellular component (GO): nucleus
Molecular function (GO): DNA-binding transcription factor activity, RNA polymerase II-specific; RNA polymerase II cis-regulatory region sequence-specific DNA binding
Source: RefSeq, a predicted model, not a curated record